Messenger RNA from Sebastes umbrosus (honeycomb rockfish), 3446 nucleotides. It is a transcript of the gene usp16, whose product is annotated as ubiquitin specific peptidase 16. Lineage: Eukaryota; Metazoa; Chordata; Actinopteri; Perciformes; Sebastidae. Gene Ontology annotation, cellular component: cytosol; nucleus. The record is from RefSeq and is a predicted model, not a curated record. The transcript has 18 exons. Gene Ontology annotation, molecular function: cysteine-type deubiquitinase activity; cysteine-type endopeptidase activity; zinc ion binding. Bases 455 to 3025 code for a protein of 856 amino acids. Gene Ontology annotation, biological process: regulation of gene expression; regulation of cell cycle.
CAUUAAACAAAAUAUAUUUAUACAAGCUAUAUACAGACGCAGGUUAGUUAAACACCUGAACAACUUCAGCAACCUCGCUGCUAGUGCUGCACGGUGGCUGUAGGCUAGUAGUAGAGCGAUGUUUCCACUCGGACUGUUUCAAGCGACGCACAUCGGAAAUACACGUACCCAGCAGCACAAACAGCGCCACCGUCACAUGUUGCUCCUCUGUUGUCUGCUGGAUGCUUUAAAACGACAUGUGUCAGCUGGGAUCUUUCUGGCAAAUCAGCGCAGUGAUUUUUCGCGAAUCUGAAACUUUGUAGCUCCCUUGUCUUAUCCGGAUGCUGUAACAUUAACGACUGACGUGACGUUACGUUAAAGCAACUCACUGUGUCCGGAUGGGAGAAUUAAGCCACACAAAGUAGGAAAGGAAACUGAAAAGUGAAGGUUUUCGGCUCCGUUUGUGACAGUGGAAAUGGGAAAGAAAAGAGGGAAGGACAAGAGCUCCAGAGAGGACGAGGACAUUGACCUGACAGGUCCAUCCUGCAGGCAUAUUAAAAAGGGAACAGAACAAACUCUUCUAAAGAAACUCUCUGGCAAUUCUGAUUGGACGAGGUGCCAGGAUUGUAAGCAUGAAGGAAAUGAAGAAAAUAAAGAAACUAUCAGCACCACUGAGCCACAGGACAUUAAAGAGGAGAAAGAAACAGCAGCCAUAUGGAUGUGCUUGAAAUGUGGCCAUAUAGGAUGUGGACGACACUCUGAGAACCAGCAUGCCAUCAAACAUUAUGAGACUCCUCGGUCGGAUCCACAUUGCCUGGUGAUCAGUUUGGACACCUGGAGUGUGUGGUGUUACAUAUGUGAUGAGGAAGUCCAGUACUCCAAAACUGGACAUUUGGCUCAGCUGGUGACCAACCUAAAAAAGCAAGCCUCUGCAGAAGAGGCUCCCAUAAAGACGCCGCAGAAAAGAGUAAAGGAAGAAGACAGCUUGGUGGAAGUUGAUCAGAAGACCGAGAUUGUAAAAGCAGAGGAAAGUGAGGACAAGGAGAACAAAGAAAACAAGGGCCACCAAAAGAAAAACACCAAGAAAGAGAAUGUUGUGAAAUCACAAAAGUCUGGCACAUCUGAAGACAAUGGUGGUGUUUCAGUAAAGGGGCUGAGCAACCUGGGAAAUACAUGUUUCUUUAAUGCAGUCAUUCAGAAUCUCUCUCAAACUCAGCUCUUAAGACAGACUCUCAACAAAGUGACAGAAGAGAAAAUUAGUCUUGACAUUAAACCUGUUGCCUCCUCGGACCUGGAGCCUAUCGUAAUGCAGUUAGACCAGCCCGGAUCCCUGACUUUGGCUAUGUGUCAGCUAGUCAAUGAGAUCCAGGAAUCCAAGAAGGGUGUGGUAACACCACGGGAGUUGUUCACACAAGUUUGUAAAAAGGCUGCCAGGUUCAAAGGAUUUCAGCAGCAAGAUAGCCAGGAGCUGCUGCGCUACCUUCUGGAUGGGAUGCGAGCUGAGGAGAUCAAAAGAGUAAGCUCAGGGAUCAUGGAUGCAUUGAAAGAAUCUAGAAAAAGCACAGAUGGUGAGCAGCUGAAAACACUAGUUAAAGAGUAUGAGAAAAAUGGAUUUCCCAAAAACUUUGUUGACCAAGUUUUUGGUGGGGAAAUGACCAGCACUAUAAUGUGUCAGCAGUGUAAAACGGUGUCUGUAGUCACAGAGAUGUUCUUGGAUCUUUCCCUUCCUGUUUCUGAUGAGACAUACAGAAAGAAGAACCAGAAAAAAGCCGUUCAGAACACCAGUGAGUCGAGCCAGGAUGACAGAGACAGCCCUGCUUUGACAAACGGGAAGGAUGACAUUCCCACCGGGUCCGGCAGCAAGUACCAGCAGAAGAAAGCCAAGAAACAGGCUAAGAAGCAGGCAAAGCAUCAAAAGAGGCAGCAGAAGAUUGAGGGCAGAGUCACUUUGGACAGUCUUUCAUCUCCAAGCCAAACAGAGAGCGAACAGACCGACCCUACUGCAGAUGCAAAGGACGGGGAAAAUGCUGACAAUGAAACACAUGAAGAAGACUCACUAAGUGAAGAAAAUCCUGCACAAAUUGGUGUGUCUGAACAGGACCAGAAGAACCCUGAUACGGUCCAGGAUGAGAAUGACAAAGAAGAGGAUGAGGAUUCAGUGAUCGACUGCGACUCAUCAGCUACGUCAUCAGUCAGCAAUCGUUUUACCGUCUUAUCAGAGGAGCAGCACUCAAAGGACGGCAUCUUAGACGAUGACAAAAUAUCUGAGAUGGAUCAGGAAGGAGAAGAGGACACAGAGCUGGUGAGUGAAAUGGAGAAAGUAACCCUGGAUGAUGCCUCCAUGGAAGACUCUAAUGAUGUGGAACAAAGCAUGGAGAGUGAAGAUGAGCAACUGGAAGCUAAAGAGUACACCGUAGUAAGUCAGGAUCCAGAGCUGGCCUUCCAAACACUGGCUACCAGGACAGCCCCUGAGAAACAGGAGUGUUCAGUCCAGUCAUGCCUUUUUCAGUUCACACUAGUGGAAACCCUCACGCAGAACAACAGCCUGCUAUGCGUCACCUGCACCAAACGGCAGCCAAACAAAGACAAAGCUGGAGGAUCCAAGAAGAAUGUCUACACUGAUGCCUUGAAGCAAAUGCUGAUCUCCUCUCCCCCACCAGUGCUUACUCUUCAUUUGAAGAGAUUUCAGCAGAAUGGAUACAGUAUUUGUAAGGUGAACAGACACGUCCAAUUCCCCCUGAUACUGGAUCUAGCUCCCUUUUGUGCAGUGAAAUGCAAGAACUUUCCAGAGGGAGAUGCUCAGAUUUUGUACAGUUUGUACGGUAUCGUAGAGCACAGCGGGACAAUGAGGUCAGGUCAUUACACAGCGUAUGUGAAAGCACGACCUGAAUCUAAACCCUCAUCCAACGGAUUUACAGCUGAAGGACAUGCGGAGCCACCCAGAGGAUCCUGGUUCCAUAUCAGCGACACAAGUGUUCAGCCUGUGAGCGAGAGUAAAGUCCAGAGUAGCCAAGCCUACCUCCUCUUCUAUGAAAGAAUCCUCUGAUCGAACUGUGCCUCACUUCUCAGGAAAAUCCAACCAAACCAACCUGCUGCUGCUGCUGCUGCUCCACAGUAUACAAGUGAUCUCAAACAAUGAACCAACACUUUUUGUCAGUGACUCAAACUGGGUUGUGAUGAAAUAAUAUUGAUUAUACUGAAGGGACAUUUUCAUCACAGUGGUUUCACACAGUGUUUCAAGUAUUAAACUGGGCCAGCUGUAUGUUUGUCACACUCAUGGAAUAUCGCAAGGUGUCAAGUCAAUGAAAGUCAAGAUGGACAUCGAACAGAUUGUGGUAUUGGAUUUGUACAAAUGACAAAAAUCAAUUUCAGGAGGCAAAUGAAAUGUUGGGGGAAAAUAAUUUGUAACACAUAUUUAUAUGUCUAUUUUUAUCAAUGUCAUCUUGUAAUGAAAUGCUUCAAAAUUG